CGUACACAUUGUUUUUGGACUUAAUUGUUUUUGGUGUAAUACGUUCCUGAUUUGUUUCUUUGCAUUAAGACAUAUUAUACAAAAACGUGCUAAAGUGCUGACCAAUCAACUGACGAUAUGGACAUAGAUGGAUACUGCUGACCAUAUGGACAAAGCAGGAAGUUCUUAAUAACUAGUAAAAUGAAAGCAGAAUGAAGAUUUUUAUGUAGUACUAUCAUACCUGAGUGAUCUAGUUCUGAAACCAAGCCAUGGGGUGUGAAAAAUCCAAACCCAAGAUGGACACAUCAGAGUCGAAGUCCUCUGAUAUUAAAGGAAGGAGCGAGGAAAACGGGGACAAACCACGUGAGAAAAACGACUACACCAACCCCCCAGUUAAUCUACCACAGCCUGGGGAAAACUCUAUUGUUGAGGGAGGCAGUGGCGGAGGGAAACGUGUUUUUGCGCUCUAUGACUAUGAUGCCCGAACACAAGAUGACCUCACAUUCCGCAAAGGCGACGUUCUCGAACUUAUAGAGGGCAUAACUGGAGACAAUGAGGACUGGUGUUACGCGCGACAUACAUAUACAAAAUAUAGCAAUCUCCAGAAGGAGGGUUACGUGCCACGGAACUAUGUUGCAUUGGAGGAAAGUCUAGAGUCACAUGACUGGUUUUUCGGACAGGUGACACGUAAGGAGGCAGAGAGAAACUUGUUGACGAAGGACAACCCUGUUGGAGCUUUCCUUGUACGGGAGAGAGAGAGUUGUCCGGGAAGCUAUGCGUUGUCCAUUCGAGACUAUGACCAGAACAAGGCCAAUCCGGAUUGCGUCAAACAUUACAAGCUUCGCAACAUGGAUGGAGGCGGAGUGUACAUUGUCAAAAGACGACAGUUCAAGAGCAUGAUGGAACUUGUGGGCCACUAUAAAGUGCAAGCGGAUUGUAUAUGUCGGUCAUUGGCAGCACCGUGUUCUCGAGCUGUCCCGGUGAUGGUCGAUUUGAGUCGGGACACUCAGGACGCGUGGGAGAUUGACAGGAACUCGCUCCAGCUGGCACAGAAGCUUGGAGCCGGUCAUUUCGGUGAGGUCUGGAAAGGAAUAUGGAACAACACAACAGAUGUCGCUAUAAAAACUCUAAAGCCAGGCACAAUGAAGAAGGAGGCCUUUCUUGCCGAGGCCCAGAUCAUGAAGCAGUGUCGCCAUGACAAACUUGUGCGUCUGUACGCCGUCUGCUCUAAGGAAGAGCCGAUUUACAUUGUGACUGAGCUCCUCAAUGACAGUCUGCUCAACUACCUGCGGGACGGAGACGGGCAAUACAUAACAUUCCCCGAUAUGGUGCACUACGCAGAACAGAUUGCUGCAGGAAUGUCUUAUCUGGAAAGGAAUAAGCUUAUCCAUAGAGAUUUAGCAGCAAGAAAUGUCCUUGUUGGUGCAAAUUAUAUUUGCAAAGUUGCCGACUUUGGUCUUGCGCGGAUAAUUGAGGAUGACGACUACAAGUCUGCACAUGGAUCUAAGUUCCCGGUCAAGUGGACGGCCCCAGAGGCGGUUAAUUUCUUGCGCUUCACGAUAAAGUCUGACGUGUGGUCAUACGGCAUUCUGCUCACGGAAAUCACAACACAUGGACAAGUACCAUACCCAGGCAUGAAUAACAAAGAAGUUCUACAGCAGAUCGCCGACGGCUACCGCAUGCCUAAACCGCUGGAAUGCUCCGACGCCAUGUACGAAAUAAUGCUCAAGUGCUGGGAUAAACGUGAGGAAAAUCGACCAACUUUUGAAUUCAUGGAGUGCUUCUUCGAUGACUAUUUUGCCAAUACAGAACUCGAAAUAUAAUAAGAAAUCAGUUGAAUAAUCAGAUAUGUGACUGAUAUUGCUGCAUACAUUUUGAACAGUUAUCAUUAGAUUCAUGAAGCAUGUUACGAUGAAAUCUCAAUUUGGUUCAGUGCGUUAUGUUAUUGCUGCCUAUUUUUAUUAUGUGUUUGGUGCAAAAAUAAUUAACUAUGUCGGGAAUAUUUAAGCCACAGUUAAUAAAUGAAAAUAUUUUUUUUUAUAUUGGCCGAAAGGUAGAAAUAUUAGACGACCGUUCCCGCGACUUAAAUUCUAACAAUGAAUGUUAGCGCCAAAUAAAAGAAAUCAAGCGUAGAGUUACCGAAAAGGGAUUAAAGGUACCAGAGUUAACUCCCUUAUAAUUAGAUUUAACACGAUAUUUGUACUUAUUGUGUUUACAAUAGAUCGAUUUGCCAUGAAAUAAAUAUCAACUCUAUAUUCCAUGUAUUAUUUAGCAAAGAUUGGAAAUAUGUAAAUACAUGUAAAAUGUUAUAAUUUAUCCCCAAUGGAUUCUUUCUCUUUCACAAAGUACCCAUUACAUGCAAGUGUUCAUUUAUAUAUUGUUGCAUUUCCCUGUUAUUGAUGCAUUCCAUGUUUUCAAUUGUACAUAUAGAUAUAAUCUUUUCUUUUUAUAUAUCAUUAACAAAUCCAUGCAAAUCCAUGUACAGUUGUUUUUUCUUGAAAGUAUUUAUUUUAGAAAAUAAAACAUACGUUACUGGGUGAGUACCUAAAUCGGAACAGUAACUAAAUACGGAACACCCGUUAUAAAAGCGUUUUUCCGAUCGCGAUCGGUUUAUUUACGAUUUUUAUGAAUAUAGACGCUUGCCUUAGAUACAAGUUCCAAAGAACACGACACUCUGGUAAGUGUUUCAAAUGCUGCUAUCCUUCAAAAGUUUUUCAUGUUCAAUGUUUAUUCAUAAAACGCGGGGAAAUGACUUCAUGCUUGCCACAAGCACAGCAUAAUGGUACAGUCUAAACUUAAAUCGUCAAAUUUUACUGACAAAAAUGACCCAAAAAAAGCUGGAAUUAAAAUGAAUUAUUAAUUUACUGAAGCAAAACAUGUAGCAAUCAUUUUAGAAAGAUACAUAAAAAUAAAUUACAUGUUAAAACUGUUCCAUAUUUAGGUACUCCGAUGACAAAAAUGGCAGUCCUUGACUGUGGGGUUAAUAAACUACUUUUCAUGCGGAUUGGUUAUAUCUUGAAAAACACCAUUUAUAUCAACCCAUUGGUCUUAAAUCCUAGUGUGCUUAUGGAAAUGUUUGUAGUGUCGGUAUAAGUCUAACUCAAAAUAUUUGAAAAAUAGUGCCGAAAGUGUUCCGAUUUAGUUACUCAUCCAGUAUAUUAUUACAUUAUAGAAAUAUUUGCUUAUGUAUAUAAAUAAUUACAUAUCAGUUAUGAUGUGUGCUAUUCUAGAUUGAACAUGACUAUACAUCUUUAUAAGCUGUAUUUAAUAUUCUUAUCGCAUAUAUUAAUUCAUUUUUAGGCAAUAAGCCGCAGACCUGGGUUUAGCAAAUCGAAAUCAGGUAUCGUCAGAUCUACUUUUUGACAUUAAAUGUUAAAAGAAUUAAUGCGCCGGGGUUACAAAAUGGGACAUAUUGUGUUAUGCGAUUUAAAAUAGUGUGAACAAAAAUACCGCUUUUUUUAAAAUACGUUCAUAAUAUUGCAACGUUAAUAUGACUUUAAUAGCAAACCGAAUAAUCUUCAACAUAUCUUGGUGAGGAACCUUUGGCAAUAGAAAAUUACGCAGAAAAUGGAAAUGUCCUACUUUAAUGUCUACUCAAAAAAGCUCUUUUAUUUCAAUAUUAAAGAAUUAUUCCAUUUGUUUUACAAAAAUAUAUGUUAAUUAUUGUACAAUUUUGGAUAAAAAUGAAAAAAAGCAGCAAAAUUCACCAUCAAUACUAGAAGGAAAGUUACAAUUCAAUGAAGAUUUCCAGUUUUGCCACUUGAGUCUGGACUCAGACUUAAGACUGUUUGUAAACAUGGUACCAUUUGUUUUUAUCAUUACAAUGCAAAAUAUUAUGUAUUUAAAAAAAAUAUGAGUUUGAAUAAUAUUUUCUACUGGGAGGACCUUUCUUAAGUCAGAAAAUGUAAUGAUUAUAUUCGCAAUGAAAUUUCUGGUAGUUUACAGAAAAUGUUUUUGAAACUGUAUUUUAUCCAGAUUUUUGAUUUUAAAAGUUAAAAACAUACAUAUUUGAUUAAACAUUUGAUAUUUCAUCGAUUUUUGAUUAAACAAUACAUCUUUGUAAAAAUACCUCUGUGUUAUCGUUUAUUCAAAACAAUGUGUUUCUUUUUUUCAACUAAAUUAUUUAAAAAUCUAAUAUUGAGUGUUUACGUUUGCUGUAAGUAGUGUUUUAAGACUAUUAAGUUGAUGAAGUAAAGGUAAAUCCAACAAUUUCAGUGUUGGUGUGAAUGUCUCUAUGCUACCAAUUGCACAUGUACAAACCUCUGUAUAGCCAUUUUAAUAAGCCCAAACAUAAAGUGUAAAAGUAACUGAAGAUAGCUCAAAAACCAGCGUCUAAUCAAAUACCAUAAUGGUAUGAUAUGUAUAUAAUGAUGUUAUUCAAUAUCUUUGAAAAAAAUAGAGAACACAAUCUUAAUUUAAUUUCCCCACUUGUUUCCGUCAGAGUCCUUCAAAACGAUUAAAUCUGAGUUUGUCUGCCAAUACCAUUGAUUGAGACAUCAGCGCAAAAUGAAAGUAGGUUUAAAAAUGCACACAUUUCUGGAUUAUUAAAAACUACUAAUUACUAAUGGCGAAAAUAAGAUCACUUAAAAUCUGCAACAAUUUUAGGAAAAGCUAACUUUGUGUAUCAUUUUGACAUUUUUGGUAAAAUCACGUUUUGGGCUUUUUCAUGAUAAAUGGUGGUAAAAUGAAUUGAAACAUUUGUAAAGAAAACCCAACUCAUCUUCUGUGUGAAAUUGGAUAAUAUUUGUUAAAUUGUGAAUUUACUUAAGCUUAAGCUUUACCCGUUAAAAUAUCUGUAGUUUACCGGUUAUUAUGCAAGAUCCAUUAAGAGAGCUAUUUUCUAAACAUUUCAUAAAAAUAUUGAAAAAUAACCUUGGUUCUACCGUGUGUAAAACACUCAUUUUUAAAAAAAAAAAAUCAAUUUAGCGUUAAAAUAAUAGUUCAACAUUUAUGUAAUUCUUGAAAUUCAGGUAAUUCUUAUAUUUUACUCUUUUUUUUUCAUUUUUAUUACUACACCAUGUUAUUGUUGAAGUGUUAACUUUACCUGUAUUAUUUCAAUAUGAACAUGUGGAAUGACAAUUCCAUUCCCUUAAUUCUUGCAUAUGUAGAAAAGUAUACUUAAGAGAUUAGUAAAAUGAAUUUUAGUUAUUCAUUACCGACAUGUUUCUUUA
This is a messenger RNA of Mya arenaria, 5150 nucleotides long. Its product is annotated as tyrosine-protein kinase SRK2-like. Lineage: Eukaryota; Metazoa; Mollusca; Bivalvia; Myida; Myidae. Gene Ontology annotation, biological process: protein phosphorylation; innate immune response; cell differentiation. Gene Ontology annotation, cellular component: extrinsic component of cytoplasmic side of plasma membrane. The transcript has 11 exons. Gene Ontology annotation, molecular function: signaling receptor binding; ATP binding; non-membrane spanning protein tyrosine kinase activity. Bases 249 to 1802 code for a protein of 517 amino acids. The record is from RefSeq and is a predicted model, not a curated record.